Molecule: messenger RNA, 1701 nt
Organism: Fusarium poae
Lineage: Eukaryota; Fungi; Ascomycota; Sordariomycetes; Hypocreales; Nectriaceae
Exons: 4
Coding region: 1-1701 (566 amino acids)
Molecular function (GO): monooxygenase activity; iron ion binding; heme binding
Source: RefSeq, a predicted model, not a curated record
AUGGCGUUUUCGGUUUUUGAUACCAUCGACUCUCCGUCUACACGAGUUCUAGCCGGUGGACUUUUAUUGGUUGGCGUCCUCUACACCAUCUACCGAUCAAUACUACCUCGUCCCUUGGAAGGAAUCCCGUACAACGUCGCAGCCACAAAGCGAAUUUUUGGCGAUUUGCCCGAUGUCCGCGCCUAUGGAAGCUUGACCGAUUGGCUCGCGACACAAGCCGUCAAACAUCAAUCGCCGCUUUUCCAAACAUUCAUUCGUCCCAUGGGUAAACCCUGGGUUGUUGUCGCUGAUCACCAUGAAGCUGCAGAGGUUUGCACCCAUCGCUUGAAAGAGUUUGAUAGAGGAAGUGCAAGUACAGCUGUUUUCAAUUGUGUUGUUCCUGGCUCACAAAUCACGCUCGAGAGUCACAAUCCGCAAUUCAAGAAAAACAAGGAGCUUGUCCGAAAUUUGAUGACACCGACUUUCUUGUCAGAGGUGUCAGCGCCAGAGAUCUAUGACAAAUUCUCACGGCUUGUCGAGUUGUGGAAUUUGAAAGCUGGCCAUGCAGAUGGAAAGUUCUUUGCCGCGUCAAGAGACAUUCACAAUGCCGCCCUGGACAUCAUCGUUUGCGUUUCUUUUGGUAUGGACGUACAAGAGACGCAACUCGUGAAAGAAAUCGAUGAAAUCAGCACAGAGUCUAUGAGUGACAAUGACGGCGAAAUCACGUUCAAAGAGGUGCCCCUCAACGAAGAGUUGAGUGCCAUGACUACAUUAUCGGAAAGCAUCGCAAAGGUUGUCAAAUCACCCUCGCCUCCCUUCUUUCACUUUCUAUAUCGCAACUUGUCUUCGAAAAUGCAUAAUGCCAUCACCUUGACUCGAAACAUUAAACGGCGACAGAAUGGUGAAGCGAUGAAGUGUGCGUUGGAUGAGAUAUCUGUCCGAGAGGAAGCCACGGCAAAGAAAGAGGGAAGAGAACCUAACUAUCAUUCUCAGACUAUUACCAGUAAGCUCAUGACAUAUCUAAUCGGUGGCCAUGAAACUACAUCUUCUGCGAUACGAUGGGGCAUAAGCUAUCUCAGCGCAAACCAAAGAGCUCAAUCCGAACUACGAAAGGCUCUUCAAGAUGCUCAUCGGCAAGCCAGAUCUGAGAAACGUGCUCCCACUCUUACCGAGAUAAUACAAACACGCGUGCCGUAUCUCGAUGCUGUCGUGGAAGAGACACUUCGACUCUCCUACCCUCUCGGGAUGUGCUUACGAGAAGUUCAAGUCGACACACAAUUACUCGGCGCCCACAUUCCAAAAGGAACAACCAUUGCCUUUCUUUCCAACGGACCAAGUGUGCUAGCACCGCCUAUACAAUACGAUGAGUCGCGCAGUAGUGAAUGGGUCCGGGCACGGAAGCCAAAACAGCCCUUGGAUCAAGAAUACGACUUCCCUUCCUUUAUACCCGAGAGAUGGCUCAAGUCAACAGUAAACGAGACUGGCAAAGAGGAAAUUAUGUUUGAUUCCCAGGCAUUUCCUAUCCAAGCAUUUGGGUUGGGUCCUCGCGGCUGUUUUGGCAAGAGAUUGGCGUAUCUCGAGAUGAAGAUCUUUUUCACUCUCAUCAUCUGGACAUUUGAGCUUUUACCAUUGCCUGCAGACAUUGCAACUCCCAAGGCAGUUUCAUCUUUGACUAGAAACCCUGAUCGAGUGUUUAUCAAGCCGCGUCGGGUAGUAUUGUAG